GAAAUGUAUUUUGUGGAAAAAAGUCUCAACAUGAUGGAAGUUGGUUGAAUGAGAAUGAAUCUUAACGUUUGUCAUUUUCAACAUGCCUCUCGAUUGGAGACUGAUUCAUCACGUUGAUAGGUUGAUUUUCAACAGGCCUCUCGAUUGGAGACUGAUUCAUCACGUUGAUAGGUUGAUUUUCAACAGGCCUCUCGAUUGGAGACUGAUUCAUCACGUUGAUAGGUUGAUUUUCAACAGGCCUCUCGAUUGGAGACUGAUUCAUCACGUUGAUAGGUUGAUUUUCAACAGGCCUCUCGAUUGGAGACUGAUUCAUCACGUUGAUAGGUUGAUUUUCAACAGGCCUCUCGAUUGGAGACUGAUUCAUCACGUUGAUAGGUUGAUUUUCAACAGGCCUCUCGAUUGGAGACUGAUUCACCACGUUGAUAGGUUGAUUUUCAACAGGCCUCUCGAUUGGAGACUGAUUCACCACGUUGAUAGGUUGAUUUUCAACAGGCCUCUCGAUUGGAGACUGAUUCACCACGUUGAUAGGUUGAUUUUCAACAGGCCUCUCGAUUGGAGACUGAUUCAUCACGUUGAUAGGUUGAUUUUCAACAGGCCUCUCGAUUGGAGACUGAUUCACCACAUUGAUAGGUUGAUUUUCAACAGGCCUCUCGAUUGGAGACAGAUUCACCACGUUGAUAGGUUGAUUUUCAACAGGCCUCUCGAUUGGAGACUGAUUCAUCACGUUGAUAGGUUGAUUUUCAACAUGCCUCUCGAUUGGAGACUGAUUCACCACGUUAAUAGGUUGAUUUUCAACAUGCCUCUCGAUUGGAGACAGAUUCACCACGUUGAUAGGUUGAUUUUCAACAGGCCUCUCGAUUGGAAACUGAUUCACCACGUUGAUAGGUUGAUUUUCAACAGGCCUCUCAAUUGGAGACUGAUUCAUCACGUUGAUAGGUUGAUUUUCAACAGGCCUCUCGAUUGGAGACUGAUUCAUCACGUUGAUAGGUUGAUUUUCAACAUGCCUCUCGAUUGGAGACUGAUUCACCACGUUAAUAGGUUGAUUUUCAACAUGCCUCUCGAUUGGAGACAGAUUCACCACGUUGAUAGGUUGAUUUUCAACAGGCCUCUCGAUUGGAGACUGAUUCACCACGUUGAUAGGUUGAUUUUCAUCAGGCCUCUCGAUUGGAGACUGAUUCACCACGUUGAUAGGUUGAUUUUCAACAGGCUCUCGAUUCGAUUCACGUUGAUAGGUUGA
Messenger RNA from Oncorhynchus gorbuscha (pink salmon), 1237 nucleotides. RefSeq lists its product as uncharacterized. The transcript has 2 exons. The coding region runs from base 83 to 1237 and encodes 384 amino acids. The record is from RefSeq and is a predicted model, not a curated record. Lineage: Eukaryota; Metazoa; Chordata; Actinopteri; Salmoniformes; Salmonidae.